Messenger RNA from Manihot esculenta (cassava), 1281 nucleotides. RefSeq lists its product as uncharacterized. The transcript is spliced from 3 exons. Bases 1 to 1281 code for a protein of 426 amino acids. Lineage: Eukaryota; Viridiplantae; Streptophyta; Magnoliopsida; Malpighiales; Euphorbiaceae. The record is from RefSeq and is a predicted model, not a curated record. Gene Ontology annotation, biological process: DNA integration. Gene Ontology annotation, molecular function: nucleic acid binding.
AUGCAGAACUACCUAGCGAAGGUAAAGGCCAUAGAAGCCGAGCUCAAGAGUCGGGGAAUCACAGUCAGGUAUCAGAGAAUACCUCGGGAAGAGAAUGAAGAGGCAGACCUGCUCAGCCGAUUGUCUAAAAAGGAGCUAGAAGAGGUAUACGUACAACACAUUAGCGCACCUGCCUUUGACAGAACGCCCACUGUAUUGCAGGUGGAGCAAAGCCAGAACUGGACGACCCCAUACCUAGAAUACCUAGAGAAGGGAAAGCUCCCUGAAGAUAAGGAUGAAGCAAAGAAGAUAGCAGCUCGCGCUGCUAAUUACCAAGCAGUAAGGGGGACUUUAUACAGAAGGGGGAAAUCCAGCCCGUGGCUCCGAUUUGUGAGCCCGGAGGAGGCAACAAAGGUAAUGGAAGAAAUACAUAGGGGAAUGUGUGGAGCUCAUGAAGGAGCAGGAAAGCUAGCAAACAAGAUAUUCAGGCAGGGAUACUACUGGCCCACUGUUAAGAAAGAGGCCGAAGAGUUCGUCCGAAGAUGUGAUAAAAAGUUUGUAGUGGUGGCUGUGAAAUACUUCUCAAAAUGGCCAGAGGCGGAGGCAAUCCCCACGAUCACAGUCCGUAAGAUGAUAGACUUCGUAUGGGACAACAUCAUCUGCAGGUUCGGAAUACCGAGGGUACUCAUCUCAGAUAAUGGCAGACAAUUCGACUGCAGUGCUUUCAAAGCGUUCACAGCAAACAUAGGCAUAUGGCACAAAUUCUCCUCGGUGGCUCAUCCUCAGACCAACGGCCAGACAGAGGUCACUAACAGAGCUAUCCUCCAGGGAUUGAAAAAGCGGCUAGAUGGAGCCAAGGCAAAUUGGGCAGAAGAGCUCAACAGCAUCCUGUGGGCACUCUGGACUACUCCCAGGACGUCCACAAAAGAGACGCCUUUUGCACUCGCGUUUGGCACUGAAGCUGUGGUUCCAAUCGAGCUGCAGGUCCCCACUCAUCGAGUCCAAUUCAAUAGUGAAAGCACCAAUGAUGAUAAGUUAAGGAGUAACUUGGAUGCUCUGGAGGAGGUAAGGGAGGAAGCUCAAGUCCGUACUGCCGCUUAUCAGCAAAGAGCAGUCCGUUAUUACAAUCAAAGUCAUGUUCAGCAUUGGCAGCAGGUGGUGCCACGUUUUCAGCCAUUUCAGAUGGUUCAGGAUGCGUUGGAGUGGUUUCAGGAGGCUGAUCUGCGAUUGGGAGGUGUCUUUGCGCGGAUUCGGAUUGCGCAGUCUCCAAAUGUGUACCUGUUUGCUUACCUAGUCUCCUGA